AUGGCGUCCCAGCAAGCCUAUCCGGUUCUCCCAAAGAACCUGCUCAUCAUCUCGUUGAAGAUGUACUUCACACCCACCCGUACGCUCGACUACUGCCGGGCCCUGCUCGACCCCAAAAAUGAUAUUGUCCGCCCGGAGAAUCGCUCCAAGCUGUUGCUGGCCCUCAUCCCCGACUUCCUGACUGUCUAUCCCUGUGCGGAGAUUAUCAAGGCGUGGGAAUCCACUCUACCGAAGGAUGACACUUCUUCACUGCCGGCUCCAUUCCUGCUUGGAGCUCAAGAUUGCUUCUGGGAGCCCCUCGGCGCCUACACCGGAGAGGUCUCGCCGCUGGCGCUCCGCUCGAUGGGGGUGUCCAUUGUCGAACUUGGCCACGCAGAACGUCGCGCCAUCUUUGGUGAGACAGAUGACCAGACUGGCCUCAAAGCUGCCGCUGCAUGCGCACAAGGUAUGGUUCCGCUGGUUUGCAUUGGAGAGGUCACCGCUCCCGGCCCCGUAGCCUCGCAAGCCAUUGGGCAGGCCGUCAGCGAAUGCGAAGUCCAGAUCCGGGCUGUCCUCCAGGCCAUCCCGGCGGAUGCGCCAGUCAUCUUUGCAUACGAACCAGUAUGGGCAAUUGGGAAGCCCGCUCCGGCGGGUGUAGAUCACAUAUCGGCGGUGGUCGAGGGCAUCAAGGCGGUGAUUGGCACCCGCGUGGGGGACGUCCGGAUCUUGUACGGGGGAAGUGCCGGACCGGGGCUGUGGGGCCCGGGCGGUCUGGGGAAGGCCGUCGACGGCAUGUUCCUGGGCCGAUUCGCCCACGAAGUCGACGGGGUCCGCAAGGUGGUCAGGGAGGUUGAAGAAACGUUGGCCUGA
Aspergillus tubingensis is the source of this 849-nucleotide messenger RNA. RefSeq names its product triose-phosphate isomerase. The record is from RefSeq and is a predicted model, not a curated record. Gene Ontology annotation, biological process: glycerol catabolic process; gluconeogenesis; glyceraldehyde-3-phosphate biosynthetic process. Gene Ontology annotation, molecular function: triose-phosphate isomerase activity. Lineage: Eukaryota; Fungi; Ascomycota; Eurotiomycetes; Eurotiales; Aspergillaceae. Gene Ontology annotation, cellular component: cytosol. The transcript has a single exon. The coding region runs from base 1 to 849 and encodes 282 amino acids.